Molecule: messenger RNA, 348 nt
Organism: Rodentolepis nana
Lineage: Eukaryota; Metazoa; Platyhelminthes; Cestoda; Cyclophyllidea; Hymenolepididae
Source: the annotation of a GenBank genome assembly
AUGCGAGAAAGUCACGAGGGCCAAGGUCCAACAUGGACACGGAAGGGUCGAGAGCAAAGUAGUGUCAGUGUCGUGGUCCUGGAGUCUCGCUCUUCUCUUACGGCAAUAAGCCACGCAUUUACUCUUCUCUUGCUAGGAUUACAAGAAGAGGUAGAAUAUUGUCCUCUCAAAGAGGCAGUUGUGGAAGGAGAGCAACAAGGACCUGACACUGCCCAAAAUGACACGCCUCAAUCAAAUGAAGCACCAGGGUUGGAUGAACCCAUUUUCGAAGAUGACCAGAUUUCCGAAACUGGUAAUGGCGACGAAUUAAAUGCAGGUAGAUUCAAUCUCUCUUUUCAUGCGUCUUGA